Camelina sativa (false flax) is the source of this 3006-nucleotide messenger RNA. NCBI's taxonomy places the organism in Eukaryota, Viridiplantae, Streptophyta, Magnoliopsida, Brassicales, Brassicaceae. The record is from RefSeq and is a predicted model, not a curated record.
AUGGCGGAAACUCGUUCUCAGACGGCGUUGAAGGAAACUGUGGCUCAUGAAGCAAGCGUGGUGGUACGAGAGGCAGAGGAGGCCAUCGGACCUCAAAUCAGUAAAAUGAUCUCUCACACCGACACGUUGGAGGCGAAAAUGAUGGAGCAUAACGAGAAGAUUGACAGUAGUAUCAAAGAGAUGUUCUCAGCGAUCAGUCUCCUAUUAAAAUCCAAGGAGACAAUCCCAGGUACCAUGGAACGAGAUCUGAGUCCACCUCGGGCUUCAACCUCUCACGUGGUGUGUUUAGAUUCGAAGGCUCUUGAAGAUAGGGGACAAACAGAGUCUUCAGAGAACUAUGAUACUAUCACCAGGAUGGGUAAGAUUGAUUUUCCUCGUUUCGAUGGUGAUGGGGUGAAAGAGUGGUUGUUCAAGGUAGAGGAUUUAUUUGAGUUAUAUCGAACACCACAUUCGAGGAAGAUCAAAAUGGCAGCUGUGCAUUUCGACAGUCACGCAGCUCAUUGGCACCAUGCACUGGUACAGUCUAAUCUUUAUGGUCAUUUGUUGCAAGAUUGGGAUGCAUAUAAGAUGAAAAUUAAGGAGAGAUUUGAUGAUGUGUUAGAGGAUCCAAUUGUUGAGCUUAAAAAGUUACACGAGACUGAUGGUAUUGUUGAUUAUCACCAAAAAUUUGAGUUGCUUAGAACAAGGGUCAAUAUGUCCGAGGAUUACUUGGUUAGUGCUUACCUUGCAGGCCUAAGAGUGGAUACUCAGAUGCAUGUACGUAUGUUUCAGCCACAAACAGUACACCACUGCUUGAUGUUGGGUCGCCUCUAUGAGAAAGCUCACCCCACGAAGCCUAUUUCACAGUUUGGGACAUCGACUAAGCCAUCUUCUGGUAACAUGAGUGGAAAAGGUAUUCUUGGUGUAAAGAAGGAGCCGUAUUCUGGAGGUUAUUCGGAGAAGAAGACGGAUGAAAAGGGUGAUGGGGUAGGCUCCAAGAAGUUUUUAUCUAAUGCAGAAAUGAGUGAUAGAAGGGCUAAAGGGUUGUGUUAUUUCUGCGAUGAAAAAUAUACUCCUGACCAUUACCUAAAACAUAAAAGGAAGCAGUUGUACCUUAUCGAAGUCGGGGGUGGAGAGUAUGAGAGUGAUGAGGAAGAGGAGAGUCUGGAAACCAUGGAAGUCACACCUAGAGUGUCUGUAAGUGCAGUCUCUGGUGUAGAGGAGUAUGACACAAUGAGAGUGAAAGGGUUGUAUGGGAAAAGAAUUAUUCUCAUGCUGGUUGAUUCGGGUUCAACUCACAACUUCAUGGACCCUCGUUCUGCAGAAAGAUUGGAUUGUGUGAUCGACUCGUCUCAAAUGACACGAGUAUCAGUUGCGGAUGGCAGGAAGUUGAUGGUUCAUGGAGCAGUCUAUAACUUUCAGUGGACUUUCCAAAAUACAACAUUCACUGCAGACUUUAUGUUGAUUCCAUUGGGAGGUUGUGACAUGGUUUUGGUGAUCCAGUGGCUUCGAACCUUAGGAGUUAUCUCGUGGGAAUUCAAGGAACUGGAAAUGAGUUUUAAGUAUGGGAACCAAAGGGUGAUGUUGCAUGGUAUUAAGCCAGGAUCGGUACGAGGAGUGAAAGUAAACAAAUUGAAGAAGAUAAGAGACCAAGAGGCUCAAAUCUCUAUGAUAUACGCAGCAGAAGGAGGAAACAUGGAGGAAAUGCAGUUAUGCAGUAUAGAGGGUGAAAACUCGGUUCUUGCAGAGGAUUCAGGAAUUGGAGAAGUAGUGCAGGAGUUCGAGGAGAUCUUCAAAGAACCGACUACACUACCUCCUUCCAGAGAAAACCAUGACCAUAAGAUACCACUAAAGGAGGGAGCAAACCCAAUCAAUAUCCGUCCGUAUCGCUAUGCAGUCCACCAAAAGAACGAGAUUGAUAAGAUGGUAGGAGAACUACUAGAAGUGGGCACCAUUCAGGGUAGUUCCAGUCCGUAUGCAUCCCCUGUAGUCUUGGUCAAGAAGAAGGACGGGACAUGGAGACUCUGUGUCGAUUACAGAGGACUUAACGAGUUAACAGUAAAGGACAGGUUCCCUAUUCCUCUUAUUGAGGAUUUAUUGGAUGAGUUGGGAGGGUCUAGUGUAUUCUCAAAGAUUGAUCUAAGAGCAGGGUAUCAUCAGGUGAGGAUGGAUCCUAUGGAUGUGCAUAAAACAGCGUUUAAAACCCACAAUGGGCACUAUGAAUACCUGGUGAUGCCUUUUGGCCUAACCAACGCCCCUGCAACCUUCCAGAAUUUGAUGAACACGGUAUUCAGGAAGUUUCUGCGGCGGUUCGUACUCAUAUUCUUUGAUGACAUAUUGGUAUAUAGUGCCACGAAAGAAGAACAUGCGGAGCACUUGAGAUCUGUUUUCCAACUGAUGAAGGAGAAUCAAUUAUACGCCAAACAGAGUUNGGGAGGGUCUAGUGUAUUCUCAAAGAUUGAUCUAAGAGCAGGGUAUCAUGAGGUGAGGAUGGAUCCUAUGGAUGUGCAUAAAACAGCGUUUAAAACCCACAAUGGGCACUAUGAAUACCUGGUGAUGCCUUUUGGCCUAACCAACGCCCCUGCAACCUUCCAGAAUUUGAUGAACACGGUAUUCAGGAAGUUUCUGCGGCGGUUCGUACUCAUAUUCUUUGAUGACAUAUUGGUAUAUAGUGCCACGAAAGAAGAACAUGCGGAGCACUUGAGAUCUGUUUUCCAACUGAUGAAGGAGAAUCAAUUAUACGCCAAACAGAGUAAGUGCAGUUUUGCCACGGAUAAGGUAGAGUACCUUGGGCAUUAUAUCGAAGGUCGUGGUGUUUCUAUUGAUCCAAAUAAGGUUGUGGCAGUCGCAGAAUGGCCGGUACCAGUGUCCUUGAAGCAGUUGAGGGGAUUUCUUGGAUUAGCUGGCUACUAUCGCCGGUUUGUGUGUAACUUUGGGACUAUAGCUCGACCAUUAACAGCGUUAACUAAGAAAAAUGCAUUUUUAUGGUCAGGAGAGGCUCAACAAGCUUUUGAAGAGCUGAAAUAG